This is a messenger RNA of Orbicella faveolata, 1014 nucleotides long. RefSeq lists its product as uncharacterized. The record is from RefSeq and is a predicted model, not a curated record. Gene Ontology annotation, molecular function: protein binding. Lineage: Eukaryota; Metazoa; Cnidaria; Anthozoa; Scleractinia; Merulinidae.
UGGGUCCAAGGCAACAAGAUCUAAACAAAGAUGGCGUCUGAACCACGCAUUUCUCCGAUCCAAAGUCGAAAGUUUCUCCAUCGUCGUGACCUGCAGAAUGAACAAGCUCUGACGACAAUUUGACUGUGGCAAGCUAAUGCACACGGUUUUAACUUUGGCUUAAAUAUGGUGGCAGAAGAUGGAGAAUUCAGCGUCAAAAACUACAGUAUGCAAACAACACAAGAGUCGACCACAGCAGCUUCAACAGUGAGAUACUAAAGAUGUCAUUUGGGGGAAAAUCAUUUAAGAGAGAGGAACUGCGUAUAAAGCAAGAGCUUCAGAACCUAACUAGACAAUCAAAGAGUGAAUUUGUUGGCUUGAAUAGCGAUGAAAAGUCGAAGCUGCUUGAAAGCAGCUCAAAAACUUCACUGGCGCAGAGAAGCCAACCUACAAAACGCCAGCCAGCGAAGAAAACAUCGAAAAGCAAACGAAAAACGACCAAGAAUAUCGAUGCAGAAAAUAAUGAUUCGGACGGAGAAAUCCCUCCACCAAGCCCAUCCAUCGAUUUAGGUUCAGAGUUAAGAACAAUAACGCCAGACUCUGAGAUUGUCACAAAAACAGCUCAAGAAGCUGACCUGCAAGGCUCUGAUGGUGUUGAUCGCAAGACUUCGGACAUGAUUUCUCGAUCGACUGGCGUGGCUUCUAUCCGUUCAAAAGUGGAGUUGAAUGUUGUAAUGUAUGGAAAAGGACUUGGAGAAGAAAAUAGUUCGACAGCGAAGCAAAAAGAUAAGAAAUCAGCAGCAAAACCACGGUCAGCACACUCAAGAAGUCCCAACACUUCACGAACAUCCCCUCAGCCUGAGGACGUUCCGGUUAAGAAGCCAGCUAUAAUUGGCUCUCAAAGUACUGCUGUAGCUGUGCAGUUUGCACAUCGACCAGCGCCCAAACAGAGACCAAGCUCCAGGGCCUCACAACAAGGAUCAGUCAAGAGUCGAGCUUCUUCUGUUAAGUAUGUUUAAUAUUUGAAACUGUUUA